Molecule: messenger RNA, 2277 nt
Organism: Aegilops tauschii subsp. strangulata
Lineage: Eukaryota; Viridiplantae; Streptophyta; Magnoliopsida; Poales; Poaceae
Source: RefSeq, a predicted model, not a curated record
UUCUCCUCCCCCGACUUCGACUUCGACCCCUCCAACGAAUCCAUGGCGAUCGAGACGGCGCCCGCCGCGCCACACGGCCUCCUGGGCCCUCCGGUAGUUCGCGGCGCGCGCCCGCCCGCCGACUACACCACCGAGCCCACGUCCCACCCCUUCCUCGACCUCCUCGACGCGGCCUUCAACGCGCCGUCGGACGCGGAGAUCAAGGCGGCGAUGACGCCGCGGCGGGCGCUCACGGAGAACUGCUCGGCCACGUACGCCAACUCGGGCAACCCCUGCCUCGACUUCUUCUUCCAGGUGGUGCCCGACACGCCGCCCGAGCGCGUGCGCGGCCUGCUCGCCGCCGCCUGGGCCCACGACGCGCUCACGGCGCUCAAGCUCGCCUGCAACCUCGGCGGCGUCCGCGGCACCGGCAAGUCGGACAAGGAGGGCUUCUACGCCGCCGCGCUCUGGAUGCACGAGCACCACCCCCGGACGCUCGCCUGCAACGUCGCCGCGCUCGCCGAGUUCGGCUACCUCAAGGACUUCCCCGAGCUGCUCUUCCGCCUCAUCCACGGCCCCGACGUGCGCAAGGUCGCCAAGGCGGCUGCCGAGGCCGAGAAGGCGCGGAAGAAGGAGAAGGCGCUCGGCGGGCGGCGGGCGGCCCUCCGCACCAGGUUGGCCAGCCGGCGGAGAAGGAGGAGGUUCGUCUGUCUCGACGAAGACGAACUGGACUCUGUGCCACUGCCACCGCUGCCACCCAAGCCCACCUUCGGCGAUUUCCUCGCCGCUGCGCUCUACCAAUCCAUGCAGAGCAAGGCCGUAGUGGUUGAGGCCGUCCCUGUCUCCGUCGCAGUCCCGGAGGCAGCCGAGCAGAUGCCGGAGGCGAUGGAGGCCACCCUUGUCUCCGUCGUGGCCCCGGAGGCAGCCGAGCAGAAGCCGCAGGCGAUGGAGGUCGUCCCUGACCCCGUCGCGGUCCCGGAGGUGAUGGAGGUGGAUCAGAAGAAGACCUCCCCACGUAAGCAGCAGAUGUCCAAGAAGGUCUGGAAGGUGGCCAAGCUCGCCGUGCAGUCGCUGGAGACGUACUACGGCGACCGGGCCUACCGUUUCUUGUUCACUGCCGUCGCGGACUUCUUCGCCGCGCUCCUCACCUCGGACCUCGAACAGCUUGCCCACGGCGGGAAGAAGAUGAAGAUCGGGCUCGCCGCCAAGUGGUGUCCCACGCCGGGCUCGUCGUUCGACCGCACCACGCUGCUCUGCGAGGCCAUCGCUCGUCGCCUCUUCCCGCGCGACUCGGAGCCCGAGUACGCCCAACUCUCGGACGAGCACUACACGUACUGCGCCCUCCACCGCCUCCGCCGCCAGGUGCUCGUGCCGCUGCGCAAGGUCCUGAAGCUUCCGGAGGUGUACAUGAGCGCGCAGUGGUGGUCCGAGCUCCCCUACACUCGAGUGGCCUCGGUGGCCAUGAGGCGCUACAAGCUCCUGUUCAAGAAGCACGACGAGGUGCGCUUCGGCAGGUACAUGGAUGACGUGAAGGCCGGCAAGGCCAAGAUCUCGGCGGGCGAGCUCCUGCCACACGAGAUCGCCGCGGCCGCAUUCCAUGGCCAGGAGGACGACGUCUCGGAGCUUCAGUGGCGCCGCAUGGUGGACGACCUCCGCGCCAAGGGGUCGCUGCGCAACUGCAUCUCCGUCUGCGACGUGUCCGGCAGCAUGACCGGCACCCCGAUGGAGGUGUGCAUCGCGCUGGGGGUGCUCACGUCGGAGCUCAGCGAGAAGCCGUGGAAGGGCAAGGUGAUCACGUUCCAUUCAAGGCCCUCGAUCCACCUGAUCAAAGGCGAUACCCUGCGGGAGAAGAUGAAUUUCGUGGAGCGCUUGGAGUGGGGCGGGAGCACCAACUUCCAAGGGGUGUUUGACCAGAUCCUCCGCACGGCCGUGGACGCCGGACUCGCGCCGGAGAAGAUGGUCAGGACCGUGUUCGUGUACAGCGACAUGGAGUUCAACAUGGCGUCGGGCGCCUACUUCGCCAGGGGGCCGUCGUGGGACACUGACUACGAGGUGAUCUGCAAGAAGUUCAGGGCCGCCGGCUACGGCGACGUGGUGCCGCAGAUCGUCUUCUGGAACCUGCGCGACUCCAGCUCGAUGCCGGUGAUGUCGACCCAGCCCGGGGUGGCCAUGGUGAGCGGCUUCUCCAAGAACAUCCUCAAGAUCUUCCUGCAGAACGACGGCGGGGUGAACCCCGAGGCCAUCAUGAUGCAGGCCAUCGCCGGCGACGAGUACCAGAAGCUGGCCGUGUUCGACUAG